Molecule: messenger RNA, 1732 nt
Organism: Panicum virgatum (switchgrass)
Lineage: Eukaryota; Viridiplantae; Streptophyta; Magnoliopsida; Poales; Poaceae
Product: DNA repair protein XRCC2 homolog
Exons: 12
Coding region: 128-1180 (350 amino acids)
Biological process (GO): double-strand break repair via homologous recombination
Cellular component (GO): Rad51B-Rad51C-Rad51D-XRCC2 complex; replication fork
Molecular function (GO): DNA binding; ATP-dependent DNA damage sensor activity; ATP binding
Source: RefSeq, a predicted model, not a curated record
GGCACAAACCUGCAGGCGCGCAAACAGAAUACACAAACCUGCAGGCGCAUAAGGUGAUCGAACCGAGCGCCAUAAAUUUGAAAAAACUCGGGUGAAAGAGGGCGACGAGAGUUUGAGAACCCUAGCCAUGGCCGGAGAGACGGGAGGAGAACCCCGAGCGUGGCUAGCCGUCGACGAGACGGCAGCGGCCUUUAUCUCCCGCUCCCUCUCCUCGCGCCCCACAAUUAUCCUCCCUCCGCCGCUCCACCGCGCGCCGCUACGCCCGGGCAACGUCGUCGAGAUCUCCGGCCCGUCCAACUCCGGCAAGUCCCACCUUCUCCUCAUGGCUGCAGUGCAGUGCAUAUUACCAAAGGAGUGGGAGGGCAUCUACUUUGGGGGCCUGGGGAAGUCGGUCAUGUACUUGGAUCUGGACUGCCGGUUUGAUGUGCUGCGGCUGGCCCGAAUUCUGAGGAAUCGCAUUGCAGAGGGUUCAGCACAUCUAAGAAAUGGAGACUUUGAAAAGGAUGGCACCAAGGACGAAUUUCAGUGUUCUUUACAAAACAUGCUGUUCUCUGAUUGCAUGCAGCGUUUCUUGUAUGUCCGCUGUUACAACAGUUCUGAAUUUACAGCUGCUUUGAAGACUCUGCAGUCUCAGUCAAGAAGUGAAGUUCUUGGUCUUGGCAUAUAUUUUGUUAUGAUAGACAGCAUUGGUGCUUUCUAUUGGAUAGAUCGUGCUUCUCAACCUGUCGGAGAGAAUAAAGGGAAAUCACUGCAGAGCAUCACUGAAACUGUUAUCCACGAGAUACGCAAGUUUUUGCAACUUCAACCUGCAUUGGUGUUGGUCACGAAGGCACCCAUUUAUGCAGAUGGCACUACAACAGCAAAUGACUUCAAUAGGGGUUCUUCGAAAUACGUGAUGGAGGAUUCAACUGUUUUGAGAUAUUCAAGACUGGAGGAAGAAAGAAGUCUCUCUUUUCGGGAAUAUAUGCCAUCAAUAUGGCAGUCCUUUGUUACUCACAGGAUAAACCUGCAAGUAGAAGCAGAAGUUCCCUCUGUGCAUGAAAAUGAGGUACUUUCUACAUAUACUUCUGAGUGGAUGCAACCUUCCCUUAAAACAAAGGAGAAGUUUUCUAUUGUGGAUGUAAGAUCUUGCAUCUCAUAUUCCUUUUGCUUACUGGAUGGUGUUAUCCUUGCACAGUGAAUUUACCAGUCUCUGGCUUUGUGCUGAUGAAUAUGACCGAACUCAUGAAAUCUUUGUAAAGAAGUACGCAUGCGCACAGGAUAUGCUGUGUUAGUAUCUCCAUCUUGGUUCUCUGGAACUACACAAGAUACGUUACCCGUCAUGAGGAGAAAAAAAGGCAUAGGAUGCAGAGACACUAAAGCUUCAGCUACUCAGUUCAGAGUGAUUUCAAGGGUUGAUGAAUGUUGGAACUUGGAACUCAUCUUGAAGCCAGCAACGAGAAGGCCUUUCAUUUGAGGCCUGAGAAGUUGGCAAACUCAUUUCUACAUAGCAUAAAUAGUUCAAUUUGACUUGCUGAUUUGUUCAAGGCCAGCUGAUUGGUUGUUUGCUGUGGAAGCAUUCACUAUGAUGAUCUAGUGCAUUUUGUCCUAUUGUGUCAUCAUGUACUAUGCAACAACUUUGUUGAAACAUCUCAUUUUGUGCUGUGAAUCUUUGCUUGUUUCCUAGAUAGAAGUUUGUUUUCAUUCCGUGAUUUCCUACUCAAGAUUUAAUAGUUAUAUUGGUUGUACUUUA